Molecule: messenger RNA, 3915 nt
Organism: Dracunculus medinensis (Guinea worm)
Lineage: Eukaryota; Metazoa; Nematoda; Chromadorea; Rhabditida; Dracunculidae
Source: the annotation of a GenBank genome assembly
AUGUCAAGAAAAAUUUAUGGUGAUAUGGAAGAUGAAGAAGAAUAUAUGAAGCCAAUGUUGCCAACAGUUCCUGAGAAAUGUGGACCGCCGGUUAUUAGUUUGGGGCAUCUUAUCGAAUUCGCUGUUCAACAGAUCUUUCAUGAACUCACCGUUCUUUCUGAAUUUAUCGUGCAAUUUGCUCAUUCAACUCGUACUCUGUUUAUUAAACUUUUAGCUGUUGUAAAAUGGGUGAAAUCGUCGAAGAAGUUUGAAUCAUGUGCUUCAAUUUGCUACUUUUUGGAUCAGCAGUCGCAAUAUUUUAUAGAUACUGCAGAUCGUCUUGUUCAAUUAGCUCGUGAAGAUUUGAUACACGCUAGAGUUCAUGAUUUAUUAGAAAAACCAAUUGAACAUAUUUCUAUUUGUGUUCGUUUGGAUAAUUUAAUCACUUAUGAUGAAGUUGGUUUACAGAUUUUUUUUUUACAGUCGCGAUUUAUUCGUCCGAGCGAAAUAACCGCUCGUGAACAAGCUUCCAUUCUUGCAAGGCUUAAUCAAGUUUUACAAACUAGAAUAUCAAUUUGUGCAAAAAGAAUGUCUCCUCGUAUCACAUCAGUGCUUAUCAAAAAUGGCAUGGUUACUUUGACGGUGCCUGGGGAAUUUAGUGUAUCUUUAUCACUCCUUGGCGAAAGGGAUACAACAAAAUGGACAUUAUUGAACAUUAAAAUUUUAGUGGAAGAUUAUGAAAUUGGUUAUGGCACAAAGCUCGUUCAUCCUCUUCAAGUAAAUAUGCUUCACAAUGUUCUUCAGCUACGAAUGGAUAAAGCAGAUGAUGCUAUAAGUGAAGUUUACAAUUUUUUGCAUUCCUUUGCACAGUCAUUGCAGUUGGAUGUUCUUUACUGUCAGGCUACGCAAGCGGUUAGAGGGCCAAUGCGCCAAUAUACAACAAUUGAUCGAUAUGAUCGUACUCAAGGAAUUUUGAUUAUAUCUUAUUGGUUGAAAAAAACUCAUCAUAAUAGAUUUAGCUCACAAUAUCGUAUAAAGAUAUCAUCAAGCGCAGAUAAUAUUAAUUCUGGUUUACGAGUUCGACAUUAUCCAGAUGGAAAGAAUCUUCCUAAAAUUGAUGACCGAACAGGAAGGCUUUCGAUUAGUGGAAUUUUAUCUGAAACCGUCGUAAUUCGUUGUCGUGAACGCCUUUUACAAAUACGAGAAUGUUUAAAGUCUUUAAAACCUUUUUCUCCUGUCUCGCUAACUGGUAAAGCAGCUCCAACCUUAACAUAUCCUCUCUUGGGACCAGAAUCCAAUCAAGAUGAAAUGCUGAUUAUAUCUGUUAACGGUUUUUCUGGUGAUGUAUUAGUUAUUGUGAGAGCACUAGUAUUAUAUAGUUCACGUCUGGAAUUAUGUGAAUUGGAACGUUUCUUGAAUGAUCGUUCAUCGAUUCAGCGAAUUUCCAGUCUAAUUUAUCGAUUAAGAAUCUUGCUAAUGAUGGAAAGAUAUCGUAAAAGCAUUGCAUCACUUGCCGUUCGAAUUGUGCCUGAAAAAACGUUGUCUGUUCUUUUACCAAAUAUUUCUUCUUUACCGUCUGACAGAUUAUGUCUUCAAUUUGUUAAAGAAGAUGCAUUUUUCCUUAUUAUUUCCUGGAAAUCAGACGAUAUUAAAGGUUUCGAUAUAGAUAUGUAUUUAUUUUGUAACACUGAACGAAAAACGAAUAUGAUUAGACUUCAUCCGAGUCAAGUAUUGUCAUCAUCACCAUCUAGUAAUUUCUCUUCAUAUGAUAAAUCUAUUGGAAUGCCGUCUGUUCAGCGUAAGAGAUGGAUAGGAAAUGUAAAGGAAUUGAGUUCUGCUAUCGCAAUAAUCGAUGAUAGAAUUGCUUUCAUGCGAAUAUGUGAGGAACUCAGUAAACGUUGUGUCUCCUAUCAACCCGUGACUAAAGAACCAGUAGUUGGAGGCCUACUUCUUCAGAUUUCAGAUUUUUCUGGUGCACUUCCUUCUGCUUCAAAAGAAUUUUUCUCAUCAAUGACAAAUUGUUGCCUUCGGCUCGACACAAGAUCUCGUGUAAUUUGGCCAUUUGAAUGCACAUUGACAGAAACACCACUUAUCGCUGAUAUACCGGGAUCGGCGAAUGUUUUAGGAAAAAGAUCUCGAACAAAAUUGACGGUAAUGGAAAUUAAUGGUAGUGGUGGUAUUUCUUCAUUAAAUACCUCGGAAAGUGUGUCUAUUCAUAUGCUUGAUAGGUUAACUAUAUUUUCCCAUAUGUAUGAACCUGUCAGAGAAUUUGCGGAUGCAUACUACAGUUAUUAUAAUCAGUAUUGUAACAUCGUUGCAUUUACGUACCACAAACUGGUAAUCGCUUAUGGAACCAAUCGUAAUUAUUUGGUAAUAAUUUCAUGGAAAUCACAAAAAACAACGAAACCAUAUUUCUAUCUCACUCUUGGCAUAUGGCCAAAUCAGAGAAACUUGAAUAAUAAAUGUGAACAAAUGAACGAAAACGUGUGGAAUCCACAUAUAUUAAUGCAUCAACGUCUUCAAGAACAAUUCAACAGACAUCGAUCUCUGUGUCAGUUAAUGCAAUAUUUAAUUGAUACGAUAUCGCCAUUAUGUUGUUUGCAUAAUUUCAUUCAUAUGCGACUUCAUUCUUUGCGAGCAUACUGUCAGUUGUCUAAUCUGGAACCGUCGCUACCAAUCACUCUUCAAGCAAACUUAAGCGUUAUUGACGAACAUACGAUACGUCUGUUGUAUGGGAAUAUUCAUCUUGAAUUUUUACUAGUUGGUGGAUAUCGUGUUGGUGUUCGAGACUGUGGUCGAGGAGGAGUUAGUGCCCAUAGAUUGAAAACGUUUUGCAAUAAAUUUGUUAGUCCCGAGAUGCGGAGUGCAAACGAUGAACCAUCAGCUUACCUAAAUUGGAUGCAUUCCUCUUCAUCUGGUCCUGGUUCCCUUCCGCCACAUCAGAUAACUCGUUCACCUGCUUCUCGAAUAGCUGCAUCACCCAUGUCUUAUUUAUCAUUGUCUGUACCACCAGCUGAUACAGUUCCAUCACCGCUACGUCAUCCUCAAGGAGACCAUUUGCGGUGUCGUUCCCCUAUUUUGAUUGAUCAUGGAGCACUCCAAACAAUGACAGCUAUAAAUGAUUCAGAUUAUCUGUUUUCGCUAUCGUAUUUGUCACGAUUGGGUCCAGCACUUGAAAGUUAUCGUCGUGAUAAUCGAGGCAAUAGUCCACUUCCUGCAAUACAUUUAAAAUCACUUCUAACUACACCCGAACUUAUUCGGAUAUCAGUCUCAGGCGCAGUACCUCCUUCGCCUAGAAAUGAAUCUUUUUUAGCUGUUUUAAAUGUAUAUUUGGACGAUGAUACGAUGAGUUUGAAAUUGCGUAUUGAUUUCGAAAACAGUUCCCCUCCAUCUGAAUCUGAUUUGCGAAUAUUUGAACGUUAUUUCAAGCGUUAUAUUGCGAGGAGCGGUAAUGAGAUAGCAUUUAUUGCUUUUUCAAAUGCUUGCAGAAUUGUUUCACCUGGAAUUUUUUCAUCGAUAGCCAGAAUUAUGGAGGCUCAAAUGGAUUGGUCUGAAAAUAGUCCAUGGAGGCCUUCAUUACAACUUACCAUGUGGAACCAAGAAGGUUCAACAAGUCGAGCACGAAUUUCCCCUGGUAUUGCAAUUGAUCAAACGAAUACAAAUAUCCUUAUCCCGUUAUGCUUGCGACCGACGAAAAGAAAGGAUGGAGAAAGGAACGCCGAUGCUAGCAAAUAUGUGAUUCCAUUAAUUUAUAACACUCAAACAAAUAUGAUUACUCGCCGAAACAGCGAAGAAGAUUCAAGUAAUGCAAGUACUAUAUUAUUAUCCAUAACAGAACAAUAUUCACAUACCACUGAAUGUCCAUUAUGGUUUGCUGUAAAUUCGUUGGCAUAUAAAUUUGUACCAUCGAAUACCACUAGCAGCAUACAAUGCUAA